Messenger RNA from Mustela erminea (ermine), 3499 nucleotides. Its product is annotated as cytochrome c oxidase subunit 7B, mitochondrial-like. Gene Ontology annotation, biological process: mitochondrial electron transport, cytochrome c to oxygen. NCBI's taxonomy places the organism in Eukaryota, Metazoa, Chordata, Mammalia, Carnivora, Mustelidae. The coding region runs from base 228 to 470 and encodes 80 amino acids. The transcript is spliced from 2 exons. The record is from RefSeq and is a predicted model, not a curated record.
UUCUAGGUCUCAGACAUCUCAACUCUGAGCCACACAACUAGUUCUGAAGAAUAUGGAGCCUACGUAGAUUCAUAAGAUUCACACAGCCGACAUUGAGCUGGGAUCACCCAAAGGGGCAGGAAGGGCUACACUGAACGGAGAGUUAUAUACAUCUAUGUCUGGAUGAGGGGACUUGACCCGAAGCUGUAGCAACCCAGCCGCUAUAGUCACACUGUUCUGUCUUCAGGAUGUUUCCCAUGGCCAAAAAUGCUCUAAGUCGUCUCCAACUUCAAAGCAUUCAGCAAACAAUGGCAAGGCAGAGCAGCCAGAAGCGGACACCUGAUUUCCAUGACAAAUAUGGUAAUGCUGUAUUCACUUAUGGAGCCACUUUCUGUGCUGCUGUAUGUGCAUAUACAGCAACACACAUUGGAAUAGAAUGGAACCUGUCCCCUGUUAGCAGAGGCACCCCAAAGGAAUGGAGAGACCAGUAAUCAGCCCAGCUGGUAUAACACUAAAUUGUUUCAAAACCAAUUCAGAAUUGAUUUCAACUAGAAGCACUGUGCACCCUUUAAAAUAGGGCAUGAUUGAAGAAAUAAAGUACAUUCGGAACCUUAAAAUAUGUAUGUGUGUACAUCUACGUCUGUGUUCUAGUCUUUGUCAGAUUAUGCAAAUUAUACAUUAUUUGAAAAACUGUAGAAGGCAGGGGUACCUUUUUGCCUUCCACCGAAGCUCUUACGUUUCCCAUAAGAGCUGAGUUUUGUAAAAUCCAUCACUAACCCGUUUCUGUCCCCCACCCCCACUGCCGCCCACCAUUUCCCUCUCAUCCGAUGCUAUACUCAGCUUCUUCCUGGGCUCCUUCUUCCCUUUCAUGUCUCCAUUACCCUCUUUCAAGUUCUACACUCUCAUUUAGCAGGUCGCCACCACCUCGUACUUCUUAACUCCCUCCUGUAAAUUUACUUCUUGCCGUGAUACUUUUCUAUGAUAGUUUUUCAAAGACGUCUUCUUUCAGAGGAAAAGAAACAACCUUUUUUUUUUUUUUUUUUUUUUAAAGUCCAAGAAUCUAUACUAGUGAGGAGAACCCUAUCUUCUUUCUGGAUGCACAGCGUUUCGAAGUUAUUCAAUGCACAUGAGUCAAAUGAUUAUGAAUGUCAAUCCCGGAGGUAGAAACAAGCUCAAAGUAACACCCCAGAAUAAUAAUGGCUCAAGAAUCAAUAGGCAAGAUUCAGUUGUCACAAAAUCACAGGGUGCUUUUUUUUGUUUUGUUUUGUUUUUGUUGUUUUUUUUGUUUUUUGUUUUUUUUUGUUUUUUAAGUGAGUUCGAACGAUGAAUAUGAUUAUUUUUAACUUGUUCAUUAACAUGUAGAGUUGGGUAUUAAUCACAGCGUGGCUUCUCUGAGUUUGGACUUGGGAAGGGGAUAGAUUUGUUUCAAAUCCGGAUUGCACUUGUGCCUUCAGCAAGCAAUUUAACCUCUCGUGGUCUGUUUCCUCAUUGGUAACCUAGAGGUGUAUAUCAUAUCUCCUCUUCCGAGAGCUAAGUGAGAAAAGAUCUGUUAACCACGUUGCAGGACUGGGGCAUGGGAGGAGCUCCUGUAAUGGUUGUGACCUGUUACUGUUGAUGUACCUUAUGACACCUAUUACCAAGUAUCUAGGUGUUUUUCCUAUAUUUCUUGAACAGCUGUGAUAGGUUUCUUUUUCAGACCAUCCCAGAUCCAUCCCUGGCUUUUAACAUAUCAACACAAAGAAAUUUUAUACUUUCUUACCCAUACUUCAGCAUUGUUCAGUAUUAGGUAUACUUUGCCCAUUUUUCAUUUAAGAACAUUUUAAAUGGAAAAUAUUAAUACUCCAUGCGCUUUCAAAAUAGUCUAUCUGUUAUCAGCCUCUAUAGCCACUAGAUGUCAAUACAAUGUUUAUCUGGGAAGUUUAAUAAAGACUCAUUUGUAUCCUAUUUAAUGAUUAAGUAAUGUAUUUCUUUUGCAAGAUAUGUUAAUAUCGAAGUGUUUCAGAACAUUUUGCUGUCAUAUUUAUGGAAAUCACUCCACCAACAAAUGAAAUGCUUUGCCUCAUCCAGUCAUAAAUAGUUGCUGAAUAGAAAGAGUUUUAAGCCUGAAUCAAAUUUAAAUUGCUAAGAAAAAUGUAUAUAGGCAGAACAUAAUUGCCCUAAUUGGAUUUUCUCCAGGUACUUUACUUGCAGAAAGACAAUGAGAUCUUUAUUAUUCAUAACUGGAUAAGACCUACAUUUUAUAUUGCAUUUUAAAGGUAACGUCUUAACUUUUCAUAGUUACAAUAGUAAUUCUGAGGAAGAAAUACUAAGGCAUUUCUACAACCAUUUCCUUUGGGAUGUUGGCUAUUUUGCUAUUUGGCUAAAGAUCAUUUAAAUUCCUGUCAAAACUGAGCUUUGGAAGGCUUGAGUAUUUACUCUUCAAUCUUUAACCCUCAAAUUAUAGUCAACAACUUUUUCCUGAACAUACUAAAUAACUAUUAUUUUUUUGAAACCUCUUACUGAUGUACAGAAAUGUAAUUCAAAUCUCCUUUCCUUUGACAUUAGAGUGUCCUGACUUAUAUGUAAAUUAGAAAAAGAUCUCAAAACAAAUAAAAAAUGAAAAUCAGAUAAACAAAGAAGAAAAGAAACCAUAUUAUCUUUAUCUGGGAACAUUAUUAGAUGUAUGCUUUUUCCCUCAGUCCCAAACUUUUGUGUUUUUUCUUUCAAUCUGUCAUGUACCAUAUCUGUUCAUCUUAGGGGGAAAAAAAGGCUAACAAAAAACUUGGAGAUCUACUAACCUAAGACAGAUUUUGAGCCUGAUCUUUAGUCUCAAUAUUUUGUAUUGUGUAUCCUAGUAGUAUCCAACAUUGCUAACCCCCAACCUUAAGCAAAAUUGUAUUGUAAUAACAUUUUAAGACAGGAAAUGAUAUUUUAGGACAAUAUUAGGAAGUUUCUAUUUUUCCUUGCCUGUCUUUCCCCAUCUACACUGCAAGUUGGCAAUAUUUUAUGUAAGAUUAUAACUUAAUGUGUUAAAUAUUUUAGAAAGGAAGAAAGAGUAAAAACAGUAGGGAGGGAGGGAGGAAAGUGAGGUCACGAGGUUCCAUCUGAGACCACUCAUUAAUUUCCCAACCAUUUUAUGAAAAUCCUCUUAACAAUGAGGAGCCCAGUGCCUGUUAUGUGAUGGAUCACAGUAAGCAGAGCAGACACAGGGAGAGUAGAGGAGGAAGAUAUGUGGAUGUGGAACACACAGGGAGUGACAGAGGGAGUGGAGUGGUAGGCAGGAAAGAUUUGUGUUGGUUCAGAAUGUUCAAUUGACCUCAGUGCCCCAGAGUUUUGCCUGAGGUCUAAAAGGCAAGAAUAAAAAGUGAUACCCUGCUUUCAAGGGAGGGACUAGCCCCUUGUCCGCCAUUGUAGGUACUAGGUACAUGAACCUAUGGAGCACUUGGAAUGUGACUACUUGAACUGAGAUGUGCUGUAGGUAUAAAAUACAUACCAGCAUUCAAAGAUGUGGAUGGAAGAAAGAAUAUGAAUGAUCUCAUUA